UUCCACCGCUCUCAUCUCUCGGUCCCUUCGUGUCUCUUCAACUCUCAUCUCCCUCAAUCCCUCUCUCCGGGGUUCCUCUCUAGCCAUGCAUCGUCUUUUUUUCCUCUCGGUACUCGUCCUCGCGCUUUCAGCCACGGUGAUAGCAAUUGAUGAGGAGGCUGCGAAUGACCGGAUCACCGAAUUACCAGGCCAGCAGGAGUUGCACGUGGCCCAGUUCUCUGGCUACGUCUCCGUCAACUGGGAGGCCUCCCUCUUCUACUGGCUAGUAGAAGCUGCUGACCACCACGAGAAUAAGCCACUCGUGCUGUGGCUUAAUGGAGGACCUGGGUGCUCCUCCGUAGGCUAUGGUGCGUUGCAGGAGCUUGGUCCGUUCCGAGUCUCGCCCAACGGAGAAACUCUGGUCACCAACCCCUAUUCAUGGAACCGAGAAGCAAACUUCUUGUUCUUGGACUCACCUGCCGGAGUUGGUUUUUCUUUUUCAACUGUCAACUUCACUCGAUACGGAGACCACUCCUCUGCCCUUGAAGCUUAUACAUUCCUGAAAAGAUGGUUCAAGAGAUUCCCAAGGUAUAAAGGCCGAGCCUUCUACAUCGCCGGACAAAGCUAUGCUGGUCAUUAUAUCCCAUCAUUAGCGGAGAUCAUUCUAAAGAAGAACUCCAGGAAAAUGAACCCGGUGAUGAAUCUCCAAGGCAUUUUGAUAGGUAACCCUAACUUGGACCGGGAGUCCGAACUGAAAGGCAGAGCUCUAUACUGGUGGAGCCACGGUCUCAUCUCGGACGACACUUACCGAGGGAUGUCGAGUACACUGUGCAGCUCUCCAAAGACAUAUAGAGCGGAGGCAUGUGAGCCCUACUUCCACGCAUAUUUGCAAGAGGAAGCUGGAAAUGUGAAUCCAUUUGAUGUACUUCUAACGUACUGUGAACCUGAGGAGGUCUCUAAGUAUUGUCUCGAACGGAUUACCUCCAAGUACAUGAACAGGAAGGAUGUGCAGCAAGCCUUCCAUGCAAUCCCCACCGCAUGGACACUUUGCAGUAAACCUAUACAAAACAAUUACAGCCUUCCUGCUAAAGACCAGUCGAUGUUGCCCACUCUGAAGCUACUCAUUCAGUCGGGCUUGCAAAUUUGGAUUUACAGUGGAGAUGCAGAUUCAACAAUUCCCUUCAUAGCCACUCGGAUCGCUAUAUCCAAGCUGCAUCUCAAGAGGAUUGCAAAAUGGUAUCCUUGGGGCCAUAAUAACAAGAUUAGUGGCUGGUCCGAGAUAUACGAAGAGAUGACCUUCGCAACAAUCAGAGGCUGUGGUCACGAAGUCCCUAUGUACGCGCCAGCUCAAGCACUCGACAUGUUCGAACACUUUUUAGCUCACAAGCCGUUGCCUAAGUAUACAAUGUGA
Molecule: messenger RNA, 1390 nt
Organism: Rhodamnia argentea
Lineage: Eukaryota; Viridiplantae; Streptophyta; Magnoliopsida; Myrtales; Myrtaceae
Product: serine carboxypeptidase-like 28
Exons: 9
Coding region: 86-1390 (434 amino acids)
Biological process (GO): proteolysis
Cellular component (GO): vacuole
Molecular function (GO): serine-type carboxypeptidase activity
Source: RefSeq, a predicted model, not a curated record